Messenger RNA from Podospora anserina S mat+, 576 nucleotides. RefSeq lists its product as uncharacterized. The record is from RefSeq and is a predicted model, not a curated record. The transcript has a single exon. The coding region runs from base 1 to 576 and encodes 191 amino acids. NCBI's taxonomy places the organism in Eukaryota, Fungi, Ascomycota, Sordariomycetes, Sordariales, Podosporaceae.
AUGAUUCAAAUUCAAAUCAUUGCAGAGGCCAAAUGGUUGAUAGUCUACGACAAUGUAGAAUCUUUCGACGUCCUCGUCACGCACUGGCCCAACCUAGCGGCAAAUGGUCACGCCUUGAUCACCACUCGCAACACCGAUCUUGCCUGGGAGCCGGCAGAAAUCGGAAUUGAAGUUGAGACUUGGGACAUCGACAACGGCGCCAAGUGUAUUAUCCAUCUACUCGCCGAUCACAUCAGCGCCGAUGUCUUGGCCAGCCAGUUCAACUCAGCGCUAGAGCUCUCAGAGAGGCUCAGCGGCCACGCUUUGGCUCUAGACAGGAUGGCGGCUGUUAUUCACAAGCGCGGCUGGACCAUAGGCCAGCUGGUCGAGAUCUAUGACCGCGCCCCGGAGUUUGGACAGAACGGUAUCGGCCCAGUCUGGCAGAUCUCUUUUCAGAACUUGAGCGUCAACGCGAGUUCGAUUCUGGCGGUCAUUUCGUGCUGCAGUGCGGAUCGGAUACCGGAGAUGCUCUUUCAGCCCGGAGAGCCGGGAAAGUUGGCAACGGAGCUGCCGUGGUGUGGAGAUGUCCUGACGUGA